Messenger RNA from Ixodes scapularis (black-legged tick), 689 nucleotides. RefSeq names its product peroxisomal trans-2-enoyl-CoA reductase. The transcript is spliced from 6 exons. Gene Ontology annotation, cellular component: peroxisome. Bases 45 to 689 code for a protein of 214 amino acids. The record is from RefSeq and is a predicted model, not a curated record. NCBI's taxonomy places the organism in Eukaryota, Metazoa, Arthropoda, Arachnida, Ixodida, Ixodidae. Gene Ontology annotation, biological process: phytol metabolic process. Gene Ontology annotation, molecular function: trans-2-enoyl-CoA reductase (NADPH) activity.
UGACCCAACCCGCGGGGGCAAGCAAAAUCGCCACACACGUUGAGAUGAGCGGGCAAAGUGGGCUGCGGCGCUUGCGCAGCAUCUUCAGGCCGGGACUUUUCAAGAACAAAGUGGCCGUGGUAACAGGAGGAGCAACGGGGAUCGGGAAGGCCAUCACUGAGGAGCUUCUCUAUUUGGGUUGCAGCGUCACAAUAGCCUCUAGAAACGAAGAGAACCUGAGGAGCGCUGUCAACGAUAUGCGAAGCGGACUAUCGCACCAAGACGGUCAGCCUCGCAUCUCCUUCAUAACCUGCAACGUUCGCAGUGAGGAACAGGCAGACCAAAUCUCGUUAAAAGGAUGGAAUGCUGUCGUCGAUACCAACCUAACUGGGAACUUCCUCGUCUCAAGAGAAGCUUACAGCCAGUGGAUGAAAGAGCAUGGCGGAUCGAUUGUCAACAUCACGAUGGACAAUACGCGUGGCUUUCCCUUGGCAUCACAUUCUGGAGCUGCGCGAGCUGGUGUGGAGAAUCUGACGCGUUCUCUGGCCGUGGAAUGGGCCGAAAGUGGAGUUAGGAUCAACGUGGUCGCUCCCGUGAGUGUUGGGUAUACGCCGGGUUCUGGGACAGUUCACCAGCACACUUUCUUUGUUCAUGUAGGGACCCAUCUACUCCGCUACGGCAGCAAAAAACUACAAAGGGGACUUUUUUGA